AUGGCCCUUUGGCUGUAUCUCCUUGUCAUUGCUCACAUAAUUGAAAGCACCCCUCUGAGCAGCAGGCAGGCGGCAGGACUAGGCAUCAACCACCGCAGCCUCCCAAACAGAGAGGGACACGGCAGAAGCAGCUACAAGCCAGGCGUCGGCCAGCCACAAACUUUUGCCAGGCAGAGAGACGGCUGCGACAGGCAAAUGGGGAGGCUGAGCCUUGGCCGGGCAGCUGCUGCAGGGCCGCUUGCUUCCCUUCUCCUCGCUCUGCCUGUAGCAGCUGCCUUCCAGGACUCUAUGAGGCUGGAGUCUCUUGAGGAUUUCGACCUGGAGCUGAGCCAGAGAAACGAGUCCGCAGGGCACUCCCACUUCUUCUCCCUGGACUACCACCAUGUCCAGGUGCCCUUUGAAAUAACCUUGUGGAUUAUGCUGGCUUCUUUGGCUAAAAUAGGUUUCCAUCUGUUUGAAAAACUCCCCUCGGUGGUACCUGAAAGCUGCUUAUUGAUCUUUGUGGGCCUCAUCAUGGGGGGUAUCAUCUAUGGUCUAAACGACAAGUCCCCUCCAGUCAUGGACAGUGAUAUCUUCUUCCUCUACCUGCUGCCCCCCAUUGUCCUGGAUGCGGGUUAUUUCAUGCCCAGUCGCCCUUUCUUUGAGAACAUUGGGACGAUCCUCUUGUACGCUGUGGUGGGGACCAUAUGGAAUGUCUUCGGGAUUGGCUUCUCGCUGUAUGGGAUAUGCCAAGUGGAAACCUUCCAGCUGCGUGAUAUAUCGUUGCUCCACAAUCUGUGGUUUAGUAGCUUGAUCGCUGCUGUGGACCCCGUUGCCGUGCUGUCGGUGUUUGAAGAGAUACACGUCAACGAAAAGCUCCACAUUCUGGUUUUUGGAGAAUCCCUCCUCAAUGAUGCCGUAACAGUUGUCUUGUACAAGCUGUUUCGCUCGUAUGCUGAAAUGCCGUCGAUCAAAAUGGCGGACGUGUUUGCAGGAAUCGGGAAAUUUUUCGUAGUUGGGAUCGGGGGCGUCUUGGUUGGCCUCCUCUUCGGCACGAUAGCUGCCUUCACCACUCGCUUCACCAAGAACAUCCGCGUGAUUGAGCCCCUUUUUGUCUUCCUCUACAGCUACCUAUCUUACCUCACGGCUGAAAUGUUCCACCUCUCGGGUAUUGUGGCAAUUAUUGCUUGUGCAAUGGGCAUGAAGCGUUACGUGGAGGCCAACAUCUCUCUGAAGUCCCACACAACGAUAAAAUACUUCAUGAAAAUGUGGAGUAGCGUCAGCGAUACCCUCAUCUUUAUCUUCCUUGGCGUCUCCACCAUUGGCGACAACCACGAAUGGAGCUGGCCGUACAUUUGUUUCACCAUCAUUUUCUGCCUUCUUUGGAGAGCGCUAGGAGUUCUUGUGCUGACUUUCAUCAUCAACAGAUCACACAUCAAUACUGUGACCUCGAAGGACCAGUUCAUCAUUGCCUAUGGCGGACUGAGAGGGGCCAUCUGCUUCUCUCUGGUUUUCCUGCUCCCAAACUUGCCGAGAAAGAAACUCUUUAUUGCAGCCACAACAGUGGUCAUCCUCUUCACAGUUUUCAUACAGGGAAUUACGAUUCGUCCUCUUGUUGACUUGUUAGCUGUCACCAGAAAACAAGAAAGUGCCCCCACCGUGGGAGAGCAGAUUCAUAUCCGUUUUUUGGAUCAUUUGUUGGCUGGCAUAGAAGAUAUAUCAGGACACUGGGGACAGUAUUACUGGAAAGAUAAACUUGAAUAUUUAAACAGCAAAUACCUCCAGAAGUUUUUGCUCCGGGAAUACAUGCAGCCCAAAUCAAGCAUUGUGCUCUUGUACGAGAAACUGGAGAGGAAGCACGCCAUCGAGUUAGCGGAAGCCGGUCAGCUCAUUUAUGGGCCGACCCAUUCCUCGUUGCUCAACAACGACAAACCUACUGCAGCCGGCAAUGACUUGGACAGUCUCAAUCUGGACGACAUGGAUGAUAUCCAAAAGAUAUUGGAAAGGAACCUGUACAAAACCAGGAGAACAGUGCCGGCAUACAACAGGCACACUCUUCCCGGAGAAAAUGAACCAGCUGUGCAAGCCAAGGAGCUCUUGAUCCUUAGACAUAAGAGUUGGCAGAUCCACAUGAACAGUAGCGACUCGGAUCAUUUGACCAAGGAGAAGGAUGAUCCGUGUUCAUUGGAUGGUGGAGCUAACCGUAACUUCAAGUUGUUCCGGUCCCUUACUGUUGGGGAGUCCCGAAAAACUCCGGGUGUGAAAUCCCUCCGAUCCAAAUCAGUUGGCCUUCUUAUUCCUGGACAGCCAGGAAGUGCCCAGUGGAUUUCUGAAGAAAAAAUCAGCAAAAGGACAAACUCUAUGGAAUAGAGAGGCCACGCCUUGGCUGGUCUUCUUUUGGGUCUACAUUUCAUUCUCGAUUCCAUAGAGAACAAUACAUUUGGAUAGUUCUUAUUUCCUGUUAAAAAAAUUAAUAUUGCGGGUCCAAGUUAAUUGAAAUUGUUUUCUGUAACUGUUUGAGUCGUUUCAUGCAGGGGUCUUGAAAUCCUUUUAAACACAGUAGGUUUCACCAUGAAUGUGUGUUUCAUUAACAAUAAGUUCUUGAUCUCUUGAGACCCAUUCAGAAAAAUCUUAUGGUAUAGCCCUCUUAGGGUAACACACUUUCUGUAUGCAGGUGGAAGAGACUGUGACUGAAUUCUCCCUCCUUUAAAACUAAUCUCUGGCUAGAUGGCAAGUCAGAAAGAUUUUAUUGCAGCCUUUUCCCUGACCUGCUAGUUUCCUAUAGGCAGGGAGUUUUGUGUGAGAGGGAGCAUUCGCAUAAACGAUCCCCCUGAAUUGUUUUCUAAAGUGCUGAACUCUCUGAAGGACUGUACCACGUGAUUUUUUCGAACAUGUAGAUUGACCUUCAAAGACUAU
Messenger RNA from Sphaerodactylus townsendi, 2895 nucleotides. RefSeq names its product sodium/hydrogen exchanger 2-like. Gene Ontology annotation, biological process: proton transmembrane transport; sodium ion transport; regulation of pH. The transcript is spliced from 13 exons. The record is from RefSeq and is a predicted model, not a curated record. Gene Ontology annotation, molecular function: sodium:proton antiporter activity. NCBI's taxonomy places the organism in Eukaryota, Metazoa, Chordata, Lepidosauria, Squamata, Sphaerodactylidae. Gene Ontology annotation, cellular component: membrane. The coding region runs from base 1 to 2349 and encodes 782 amino acids.